AUGACAAAGAGAGAUAGAGACCCCGGUGACAAAGAGGAAGACGAUCUGGAAGAGGAAUACGAAGAUUUUGAUUUUGAAGACUUUGAAGAGGAGGAAUACGAAGAGCCAUCUGAUAUAUCGUUUGAAUCGGAUGGUGGCGAGCUAUUUGACACAGAAAAGUCCUCGAAUACUCCACAAUCAAAGAUCAAUGAUGACGCGGUGCAUGUCGGGUACAAUGGAACCGCUUUCCAUCCCUGGAGUAUGGACAACUUUAUUCAAACCCAUUUUCUCAACGCGUUGAAGAAGUUGCAAAGUUUCAAUUUGGAAGGAUGUUCGGAGAAUGAUUUGUUGGCUAUGUUGUACGUGAAAAAAUGGCAACUGGAUGAGGUUUUAGACGCGUAUUUUGGUGACAAGGACAAUUUGAUGAAACAAUGUGGUCUACCGUGCAAGUCCAACAAUACUUUUGAAAUUGUAAAGGAUUUCACGUGUUUUAUCUGUUGCGACACUUACGAAUUAACACAGGUUUAUUCAUUGACGUGUAAUCAUCAGUUCUGCAUUCAAUGCUAUUACCAAUACCUUAUGAACGAAGUGAAUAAUGGCCGUUUAAUAACGUGCAUGGAUCCAAGCUGUAAAUACACAAUACCGUUUCAAGAUGUUGCACAUAUUAUAGCCAUUAUCGAGGCUGAAAAGACAUUGAUCGUUGCAGAGAAGCCUCUUCGAGAAAAUCCAAUGUUGAUCACUGCAACAAGAGAGUGGGUUGACACUAGAAACAGUUUCAAAUGGUGUCCUGCCACUGACUGCACCAGUUUUACCGAAAUAGCUGAUGCAUCAACUAUAAAAAACAGUGCGGGACCCAUUGACUUGUCCUUGGUUCCAAUUGUUGGAUGUGCCGAGCAUCAUGAAUUUUGCUUUGAGUGCAAUUACGAAAACCACCUUCCAUGUCCUUGUUGGUUGGUCAAGGCGUGGGUUAAAAAAUGUGAGGACGAUUCUGAAACUGCCAAUUGGAUUGAUGCAAACACUCAUUCAUGCCCAAAGUGCCACACCUCCAUUGAAAAGAAUGGAGGCUGUAACCAUAUGACGUGCAGAAAAUGCAAGCACGAAUUUUGCUGGAUUUGUUUUGGUGAUUGGAGCAGCCACUCAAACAACUAUUCCUGUAAUAGGUUCAAGGAUAACACAAAGGAAGAUGAAAUUCGAAAGAAUAAGAGUAGGGCUACUUUAGAAAGAUAUUUACAUUUUUACAAACGGUAUGCAAUCCACGAAUCAUCGAUGAAAGGUGAUCAAAAAACAUUGAAAAAGAUUGAUGAUGUAACAAAACUAUACAUGGAGGAAUGCAGAAAAAAGGGUCAACAUAAUCUUUCUUGGAACGAUGUACAGUUUCUCCCUGACGCAAUGAGAGCUUUGCAAAAUGGAAGAAAAACUUUGAAGUGGACAUACUGUUUUGCAUUCUAUUUGGCUAAACUGAACUUCUCGCAGAUCUUUGAAACAAAUCAAGAUUUCUUGAACAAAACAGUUGAAGAUUUGUCAGAAGUAUUUGAGAAAAUUAUUGCCAUUGACAAGCCAGAUAAAGUGGAGACAAUUUUAGAAAAAAAGAAGGACAUAAUCAACCUUGCAGAGUUUGUUAACUUGAGAAGGAAAACUUUGGUCAAGAGUGCUGAGGAAAACUUGAAGGAUAAAUUACUUCGUCUUGAACCUAUAUAA
This is a messenger RNA of Lodderomyces orthopsilosis Co 90-125, 1677 nucleotides long. Its product is annotated as E3 ubiquitin-protein ligase. Gene Ontology annotation, molecular function: ubiquitin conjugating enzyme binding; ubiquitin protein ligase activity; zinc ion binding. Bases 1 to 1677 code for a protein of 558 amino acids. The transcript has a single exon. Gene Ontology annotation, cellular component: cytoplasm; ubiquitin ligase complex. NCBI's taxonomy places the organism in Eukaryota, Fungi, Ascomycota, Pichiomycetes, Serinales, Debaryomycetaceae. The record is from RefSeq and is a predicted model, not a curated record. Gene Ontology annotation, biological process: positive regulation of proteasomal ubiquitin-dependent protein catabolic process; ubiquitin-dependent protein catabolic process; protein polyubiquitination.